ACGUCAUCGGGCCGCGCCGGGGGGGUUGCCAUGGUGACGGCGGCCAUGGAGGGCGGCGGAGGCGGCGGGCGGCCCUCGGCCCUGCAGGCCGCGCUGCUGGCGGCCAGCGCCGCCCUCACGGCGCUGCUGUGCUCCGCGUACCGCCGCAAGGCCCGGCUGGCCCGCGGCCUCCAGGGCGCCAGGAGGCUUCGGCUGGACGGGGAGCUGCGGGCCGUGCUGCUGGAGGCGCCGGGGCGCUGCGUGCCCUAUGCUGUCAUCGAAGGCGUGGUGCGCUCCGUGAAGGACACCCUGAGCAGCCAGUUCGUGGAGGACUGCAAGGGCGUGGUGCAGAGGCUGACGCUGCAGGAGCACAAGAUGGUGUGGAACCGAACCACCCACCUCUGGAACGACUACGAGAAGGUGAUCCACCAGCGCACCAACACGGCCCCCUUCGACCUGGCCCCUCCGGAGGAUGACGCCGGCGUCGCCGUGAGGGUGAUGAAGCCGCUGGACGCCGCCGAGCUCAGCCUGGAGACGGUGUACGAGAAGUUCCACCCCUCGGUGCAGUCCUUCACCGACGUCCUCGGCCACUACAUCAGCGGCGAGCGCCCCAAGGGCAUCCAGGAGACGGAGCAGAUGCUGAAGGUGGGAACGGCGCUGACGGGCGUGGGGGAGCUGGUGCUGGACAGCAACACCAUCAGGCUGCAGCCGCCGAAGCAGGGCCUGCGGUACUACCUGAGCGGCGAGGACUUCGACGCCUUGCUGCAGAAGCAGCAGGCCAACGUCAGGCUCUGGAAGAUCCUCACCGUCCUCUCCGGCUUCGCCACCUGCGCCGUCCUCUUCUUCCUCCUGCGGAAGCAGUACCGGCACCGCCGCGAGAGGCAGCGCCUCAAGCAGCUGCAGGCCGAGUUCCGGCGUGCCCAGGAGCAGCGGCUGAAACGCGAAGCGACCGCGGAGGGCGCGGAGACGCCGAAAAACGCCUGCGUGAUCUGCCUGAGCAACGCCAAGGCCUGCGUCUUCCUCGAGUGCGGCCACGUCUGCUCCUGCAGCGAGUGCUACCGCGCCCUGCGGGACCCCAAGGCCUGCCCCAUCUGCAGGCAGCCCAUCGCCAGGGUGGUUCCCCUCUACAACAGCUAAACCCCCGCGCCCUGGGGGGGGGUGGGGGGAGGAUGGGGGCUUUUU
Molecule: messenger RNA, 1161 nt
Organism: Oxyura jamaicensis (ruddy duck)
Lineage: Eukaryota; Metazoa; Chordata; Aves; Anseriformes; Anatidae
Gene: MUL1
Product: mitochondrial E3 ubiquitin protein ligase 1
Exons: 4
Coding region: 31-1116 (361 amino acids)
Biological process (GO): protein ubiquitination; organelle organization
Cellular component (GO): mitochondrion
Molecular function (GO): ubiquitin-protein transferase activity
Source: RefSeq, a predicted model, not a curated record